AUGCAUCGACAGCUCAACACCCCUCAUCACGUGAACGCACCACCUUUUCUGCUCCCCCAACCGACCUCGUCCAUCUGCCGGCCGCCACGUCGACACGUUGCCCUACCGCCGCCCGCCGCCGCCAUGGACGACAAGGGGGACCUCGGGAACCGACGGUGCGACGAGAGAAGCGGAGAACGCGUCGACGGGCAGAUCAAGUCCGAGGCCGGGAGGGCCUACUGGGAAGCCGUCGAGCCGACGGUCAACGGCAUCCUCGGCGGCAUCCCCGCCGUGCCGGGCUUCCAGUCCAUCUCGAGGAUUGAUCUGCAGGGCUCCCGCACCCUCCUCGCGAGGCUCGGCAUCGGUGCCAAAGCAGGCCGGGGCAGGGUGGCCUCGGCCCUCGACGGCGGUGCCGGCAUCGGCAGGAUCACCGAGGGUCUGCUUCUCGACGUCGCCGACGAGGUGGACGUCGUCGAGCCCGUCACCAAGUUCACCGACGCUCUCCGCGGCAAGCCGGGCGUCCGGACCAUCUUCAACGUCGGGCUCGAGGAGUGGACGCCGGCCGACGGGACGCGGUACGACCUGAUCUGGACCCAGUGGUGCCUGGGCCACCUCACCGACCGUCAAGUCGUGCGGUAUCUCGACGUUUGCAAGACGGUUCUGCGCGCCGGCUCCGGGCUCGUCGUCGUCAAGGAGAACCUCAGCACGAGCGGCGUCGACAUCUUUGACGACACCGACAGCAGCGUGACGAGACGAGACGAGACCUUUCGGCGCAUCUUUGCCGAGGCGGGACUGCGCAUCGUCAAGACGGAGCUGCAGCGCGGCCUGCCCGAGACGUCGGAGACGAGGCUGUUUCCCGUGCGCAUGUAUGCGCUCAAGCCCUGA
This is a messenger RNA of Drechmeria coniospora, 864 nucleotides long. RefSeq lists its product as uncharacterized. Bases 1 to 864 code for a protein of 287 amino acids. Gene Ontology annotation, cellular component: cytoplasm. The record is from RefSeq and is a predicted model, not a curated record. The transcript has 3 exons. Gene Ontology annotation, biological process: N-terminal protein amino acid methylation. NCBI's taxonomy places the organism in Eukaryota, Fungi, Ascomycota, Sordariomycetes, Hypocreales, Ophiocordycipitaceae. Gene Ontology annotation, molecular function: N-terminal protein N-methyltransferase activity.